GAAAUCCCAGUGCUAAGACUGAAGUCCGUCAACCGUACAUUUUAACAACUGCACUUCCCUAUAUUAUGAGCACAUGUUACUUCAUUAGUGUUAGACACACCACUGCAUAUGCUGUGGAGGAAAAGACAAAUGGACAAGGCAUCACAGCAAGCACAGGUGAAUUUGGAGCAGCAAGUGUCUCUAAACACAAGGAGGAGUUUCAGCUUCUCAUCUCUCCGCAUCAAAAAAAGACACAACAGUGAGGAGGAGAGUGGAUUUACACAGCGCAGAGGGUUGAGGUCUUUUUCAUCUGCACGAGAGGCAAAGACAAAAGGUGAGCAGCCCAAAGAUAACCUCAUCUCUGAUGUUGCUGGGAAACACAGUACCAUCCAAUCAGGUGAAGAUGAUAGACAACAAGGGGCCCUCAAGAGGUUUAGUGCCAUGUGGUCCUCCCUCCGGAGAGGCAAAAGAGACAAAGUCAAAGAUCCUGAGCACAUAGAGCAGCUGGGCCCAUUGGUGGCAGAUGAAAAAUCCCGGCAACACCGCUACGUCAGCGGUCAGUACUUCUUUGAAUAUCUGGUAGUGGUCAGCCUCAAGAAAACCAAGGACGGCAACAACUAUGAACCUCAGAUCACUUACCAGUUUCCCAAGAGAGAUGGGAUGGCGAAAUUUCAGAGGGAGGAAGAGGAAAAGACGCUAAAGGCACUCACUCUCUUUUGUUUCCCAGAGGGCAUCAACUGGGCUCCUUUGACAGAAUACCGCAGUGAGACCUUCUCUUUUGUUCUGACUGAGAUUGAUGGUAGCAGAAGAAAUGGUUACUGCAGGAGAUUGCUGCCUGGAGGGAAAGGAGCACGACCACCUGAGGCCUACUGUAUCAUCAGCACGCUGGCUUGUUUUGGCCUCUUUUCGAAGAUAUUUGACGAGGUGGAGAAGCGCCGGCAGAUCUCCAUGGCCAUGAUCUACCCAUUCAUGCAGAAGCUGAGAGAGGCUCCAUUCCCAGCUCCGGGAAACACAGUGGAGAUUAAGAGCUUUAUUCCUGAGUCGGGCACUGAGAUCAUCAGUCUGACGCGGCCGCUGGAUUCCUGGUUGGAACAUGUCAACUUUGCUACACUCUUCAACUGCUUGACAGACAACGAGGUGUUGUUGGUGUUUGCUGCUGCUGUCCUGGAGAGACGGAUCAUUUUCAUCGCAGAUGAACUGGGCACAUUAUCCCAAGUCAUUCAUGCAGUAGCAGCCCUACUUUACCCUUUCACCUGGCAACACACCUUCAUCUCCAUUGUUCCAAAAAUCCUGAUUGACGUCGUGAUGGCACCCACCCCCUACUUGCUGGGUGUCCAGAAGCACUUACUGGACCAGGUUACUGACCAGAAUGAUCUGCUGUUGGUAGAUUUGUCUGAGGAUAAAAAGGAGACGUUCAUUGUUUCAAUCGGGGAUGAAAGCUCUAUUUUGCCCCCAAAGCUCCAAAAUGAAAUACUGGAAGCACUUACGAACAGAGAAAAAGCAUCAAUGGGGGAGGAGCUGAACAGGGUGGUGUCAGAAGCCUUUCUGCAUUUCUUUGUGAAAACAGUCGGCCAUUACGCCUCGUUUGUGAAAUACAGUGGUACUGGAGAACGGGGCGUGUUUGAAGAGAGAAGUUUCUACAAGGCCAUCGAGUCCAAGACCACUCGACACUUCGUCAAGAAGUUCAUCAAGACGCAAAUGUUUGACCUGUUUAUCCAGGAGGUGGAGCAGCAGCCUGGAUCACAGCAAGGAGUAUUUCACCAAAAGAUCCUUGAAUAUCAGGAGAAGAAGAAAAGGGACAAGACAAAGAAACACUAGCUGGCAGGGCUCUGGGUGUACUUAGGAAAACAUGUGAAUACUACUCUCUGUGUUUAUUGUGAUGUGUUAGUUUGGUUUUAAAUAAUUAUGUACCAAUGUGUCAAUUACUGUGUGGCUGUGUUAGUACUCUUCACAGGUGAAACACUUGCAGAAGUAAAGAUUUCUGUUCCCUGUGCUGGUUCUUAGCCUGUGACCGCAAUCUGCUGCAGAUGAGCAGGAAAAUCAUUUCAAAUAAAGACUAGUUUUUUAAGUUCUCCUACAUACAGUCUCAGCUUUUAAAAAAAAAUUUGGUAACAGGGUUUUUGUGUUACUGUAUUGUUUCACUGUUUAUUUAGUUUCUCUAUAUGUGAAUGGCAAUUAAGUAAAAUGCCCUUUAUUUCCAUGAACAAAAAGGCAGGGAAUGUAGCAGAGAAGUCCACUCUGACUUCUAUCCUAUGUAUGUAAUCUAGCUAGAUAUGUAUUGCUAAAUGCUGAUACCACACAAAUGACAAAAUGAAAUAUAUUUAUAGAGUAUAAAUAGUCUUUUCUUGCUUAACCCUUUGAUGUGUAGCGGGAGUCAGGAGAUACCCAUUUUCCAUUGGAUUUGGGUCAAUUUUGACCCAUGUUGUGCAUCAAAGUGUUAAUUAGCUUGUUUUGAGUGUGCUGUUGGUGAUGACUGCAGUCCCACACGUGUGGCCAGAUUAACCUGAAGAGCCUCAGACCUUGAUUGUACAUGGCAGUUAAAUUUUUACUCUGACACUCAGAAACAAACCAGUACUUCAAAGCUAAACUUAUCAGAUGACGAAUCUGUUAGCUUUUUGUGAAAAGUAUGUGGUAGUAUUUUUUAUAAGCACUGCCAUUGUUUAACCAACAAUUCUAAAAUUUGGCUGGUAUCAGCUUGUCAGAUGUGUAUGUUUGCUAGUUUCCAAAUUUCCUAUUAUCUAAGCAUCUUGUUCACCAUUUUGUGACAUUUUAUAUCCUGACCAAUUCAUCAGUAAAUACAAAUAACUUUCAUUCAUAUUGAUAAUAAAAAAAAGUUGAUGGUUGCAGCAUCACAGAUUGUGACUGAAUAAUACGACCUCAAGGUUUUCUCUGUGUUAAUUACCUCACACACAGCAGAGAAAGUAACACAAUUUUGAGUAAACAACUUUACACAAACUAGCUUGAGAUUUGUUUGCUCUGUGACAAUGUAAUGAAACACUAAUUAAAUUCUGAGUAUAGA
This is a messenger RNA of Amphiprion ocellaris (clown anemonefish), 2998 nucleotides long. RefSeq names its product DENN/MADD domain containing 2Da (gene dennd2da). The record is from RefSeq and is a predicted model, not a curated record. The transcript has 16 exons. Gene Ontology annotation, cellular component: nucleoplasm; cytosol. Lineage: Eukaryota; Metazoa; Chordata; Actinopteri; Pomacentridae. The coding region runs from base 109 to 1797 and encodes 562 amino acids.